Messenger RNA from Soboliphyme baturini, 1545 nucleotides. Lineage: Eukaryota; Metazoa; Nematoda; Enoplea; Dioctophymatida; Soboliphymatidae. The record is from the annotation of a GenBank genome assembly.
AUGUCUGCCCGAGCAACUCACAAUGCGUGGAAUGUUGAUGAGACCCUCUCAGGUUGUUCCAUCGUGAACUCGUUUGUGGAUAUAAUGAGCGAGGAGAAAGUGCGUGAGUUACAGAAAGAGGAUACCAUGAAUUCGCAAGAACCGACCACACAGCCGGAUGCAGCCAAAGAUUGUGAUAAAAAACCGAUGGUCAGUGAAGAUAGGUGCGCCGACGACCAUCUUUUGGCUUUGAUGUUGCAGAACGAAUACAAUCACGAACACGAUGAGUUACUACUUCGAGAAGAAAAAAAGUUUAACGGAAACGAUAAAGUGGCACUGUCCUUCGAAAAUUAUCGGCCUAGAAAACUCGUGUCCGACGAAGAUUCAAGCGAGGAUGACGAGGACCUUCGCGAGUCUUUGAAUCAGAAACUCGACAGUUUCAAGAAACCGUCGUUCGGAUCACACGGCGUGAUUCUGCAUAACGGUAAACUCGUUUCGAAGCAUGACAUUGUCUUGUGCGGUCGUGACAAUGCUUCGAGACUGUUAGAGUUUCCUCCGGACAUCUUAACCGGCGACGCGGUCAAAAUCGACUUGCAGUUACCGAACAGAGUUUAUAAUUCGUUGAAAAGUCACAGUAUGAGUCAAGGGAAACGUCGAAAUCGAAUACACGAAAAGAAAGACAAAUCUACGACUGUAAGUCUACUGUCGCCGGCGGUGCACCGAUCGUCGUUCGUCAUCCCGCCGUCAGAUCGCGCUCAUCUCAUGCUGCUCCAGUUUGAAGCUUAUUCGCGGCUGGAGUGGGCAGUGGAUGCGAAGACACGUUUAGUGCUGUAUAAAAUGGUCAACAGCGGCGUACUUGAUUCAGUCAGUGGCAUCAUCUCCACGGGCAAAGAAGCAGCAUUGUUUCACGCGCUUGGCGGAACAUGGAAAGGAAAGGAUCUUCCAAAAGAAUGUGCUAUUAAGGUGUUCAAAACUACUCUGAAUGAGUUUAAAAACCGUUCAGAGUACGUUCAGAAUGAUUACAGGUUUAGAAAUCCCAGGAAAGUAAUGAAAGUUUGGGCUGAGAAAGAACUGGUUAACCUCAAUAGGUUGAGAAGAGCUGACAUUCCGUGUCCUGAACCGAUCCGACUUAGAAACCAUCUACUUUUGAUGUCUUUUAUCGGAGAAGAUGGUAUUCCUGCUCCAAAACUGAAAGAAGUUGAUUUUGACAGCGAAGAGCUAGCAAGCUUGUAUGAAAGCUGUGUCGCGAUAAUGCAAAAAAUGUUCAAAGAUUGCGGCCUGGUGCACGGUGAUUUGAGCGAGUUUAAUAUUUUGUAUUGGAAAGGUGACCUGUGGAUAAUCGACGUUGCUCAAGCUGUUGACAUCUCACAUCCUCGAAGUUUGGCAUUUUUAGCAAGAGACUGCGAAAACAUAACAGAGCUAAAAUAUGACAAGAAGAAUCCCGCGGAUUGUGUUUUGCGCUCAGUGAACAACAGCGCAGGUUCGGUUGACUUUCCUUCAGAACCGCACGCUGAAACGCCACCCGUGAUCGAAGCCCUUUCUGAUUCAGCAGAGGUUCAGAAUUGA